This is a messenger RNA of Dermacentor albipictus, 974 nucleotides long. NCBI's taxonomy places the organism in Eukaryota, Metazoa, Arthropoda, Arachnida, Ixodida, Ixodidae. The record is from RefSeq and is a predicted model, not a curated record.
GGCUUGGCAGACAGACACACAAAAUGUGUUGCCGCUCGAUUCCACGAUGUUCUGGCUGCAAAUGCCUUCCAAGAUUUCUGUCAGUGGUGCGUGCUAUUACAUCGCCGUCAACUUGCCAGCGGCGACCGGAGUAAGCGGUGCUGGCCCCGACAGCAGAUUCGCGUCAGUGGAGCACCGACAGUUUGACGACAAAGUUCAACAGCCGCCCUUGCCCGAAGUUAAGGUUCCGUCGCCCAAGACGCAAAGACGCGUACAAAGGCGGCAGGUUCGUCAGAUGCACGUACGAGCGGAGCAUUUGGAUGCGCGCACUGUCUAGCAAGAAGACGGCCUCAUGGCUCUUGUGAUCGUAGGUGUCCUGGUCGUGGUAGGGAUCGUCAGUGUCAGCGGACAAUUCUGCACUCCGCGGGAUGCAGUCGCGCGCGCACUCGAGCGAGCCCCUGACGCAUUGAAGUUGAUGCACGAACAAAGCGGACCAUUCUUCCUGGUGUAUCACUCGAGGAACAGCUCGUUUCGCCAUGCGUACCCAUGCCUGCGUGUUGUAAGGAUCCCACAGGUGCACAACAACAGAACCACAUACCAGUACGAUUACCAGUCUAUGACAGGAAUCCAAUUCGGUCAGAGACCUGUAGGUCUGGACAAAACAGACGAAGCUUAUCCAUACCCUAACGAAUUCACCAUCAAUAUCGGCCAUGGACAUGAAAAAAUCCUGCAAGACUUCCAAGUUAUAUACACUGAUUACAGACACUGCGUCCUCUUUUGGUCCUGGAGCUUAGGCUACCAAGUGUGGGUUGAGUCAUCAUACCUGAAAACAAGGAGAAAGGUGCCCGAAGUUUGCUACCUCGUGUACGAGCUAUUGGAGCCACGUACAAGACACAUUGUUUAUAAAUGGAAGAGGUGCGAAAAAUAAGCGCCCUGCAGAGGUACAUACACGGGUGUGCUUUCGACACCGCGGUGGCAAAUAUAAGUCGUGGCAU